This is a messenger RNA of Physeter macrocephalus (sperm whale), 5019 nucleotides long. RefSeq names its product ubiquitin carboxyl-terminal hydrolase 20. The coding region runs from base 1626 to 3656 and encodes 676 amino acids. NCBI's taxonomy places the organism in Eukaryota, Metazoa, Chordata, Mammalia, Artiodactyla, Physeteridae. Gene Ontology annotation, cellular component: cytoplasm. Gene Ontology annotation, molecular function: cysteine-type deubiquitinase activity. The record is from RefSeq and is a predicted model, not a curated record. Gene Ontology annotation, biological process: protein deubiquitination. The transcript has 18 exons.
CUGGCACAGGAAACGCCCCAGCUACGUGGUUCCCACCAGCCUGUCCCACGGGAUCAAGUUGGUCAACCCGAUGUUCCGAGGCUAUGCCCAGCAGAACUCCCAUGAAGUGGGCCCCGUCAUCACCUUCACGUUAUAGGUAAGGAGCUGAGGCUCAGAGAGGCUCUACAAGUGGCUCAGGUCACACAGUGCCCAGCGGCAGGGACGGGAUUUAGGCUUACCGGAGCCGUCCCUCGCCGCAGUGCUGCCCUCCCUGUACAAGGACCCUCGCUGGCCCUCAGGCUCUCGGUGAGGACACCGGGGAGCAGGGCUACUCGGCUGCUGCCAAACAUCCGCUCGACUCCACAGCAUCCCUCUCUGUGGGUCUUGGGUGUAGCACAGGGGACGCUUCUGAGUCUGAAGCAUACAGGUAGCUGUGGGCCUCUCUUAAUGGCCAGAAGGUGCUGCCAUGCUUCCACAUGGCUUGAGAUUUUAGCAAUGAACACAGGGUACUUUUGUUAAAAGGAAGAAGCAGAAAGAAAAGUAGUUGAUGUAUUGAGGGCCUGUUUCUUAAAAGAACCUUUCAGUGUCCCUGACACACAGGGCACACGUUUCCUACCCCCUCCCUAAUGCUCGAUGUAAUCCAACCAGAGCCCUCUCCUCCCUCUGCUAGAACUGAGAAAACGAGGCCCUUCUCUCCAUAUCGGUGACCUGGGGCUUUGGGUGCUUGGCUGGGUCUGGCCACCGUGUGAUCCCCGCCUCGUUGGGCAGGAGUUGGGCUCGGGAGCUGCUUCUGACAUCCAGGGCGGCGACUGUGAGGGACAGGACUGGACUUUGAACCCAGUGGCCCCGCACAGCACCAAGCGUCCCCGGCUGUCAGAGGCUGGCCACCAUCUUCUGACCUUUUAAGGCGCCUCCUGUGUGCGCUGCUCAUGGCUGGGCCAGUGGGCAGGCUGUGCCAGAGGCCUCGCUGCCCUGGCCUCCUCUGGGUUAUGACGUAGUCACAGCAUAGUCAGAAUAACAGCGUCACUGCUGGGAUUUGAGACCCGGCCAACCUGAGGAGGCACCUUAGUCCGAGUCAUGCCCAGGCCUGCGGGAAGCCUGUUCUCCUGCACCAGUCACAAAGGCAGGGGAAGGCGUGGGCACGGGGGCUGGCGAAGGACCGGAAGGGCAGAGAGAGCCAGAGGCAGGUCCAGGAUGCAGGCAGCCUGGCCCGCCGGGUGGCACUGCUCCCUGUGGAACUCAGCUGAGCGCUCACCUGCAGACUCACUCACAGUGUCCCCUUUGUCCCACUCGGGCUCCCCGCCCACCCUCACCGUCCCCUCCCUUAGGGAGCAAGGCGACUUUAAUGGCUGAACGCGAUACGUCCACUCUCCCCCAUGCUGAGUUGAAAGCAGGGCCGCGGGUGAUGGAGAGCAGGAGCUGGGAGUCAGGUGGACCUGGGCCUCCAUCUCUGCUCUGCCACUUCACAGCGCGGGACCUGGGAGGGGUCGGCCAGCCUCUCGAGCCUCAACGUCCUCCUCAGUAGGAGGGGGAUUAGGACAGCAGUGUUGAGGAGGCCACUGUGAGGGGUGCCCGUGUGGGCCCCCCGGCAUCCGUGUCGAUGCCACCCCUGGUUCCAGGACACCCAGGAGUUCCUGCGCUGCCUGAUGGACCAGCUGCACGAGGAGCUCAAGGAGCCCGUGGUGGCCGCGGCGGCAGCGCUGACCGAGGCUCGGGACUCGGACUCGAGCGACACGGAUGAGAAGCGGGAGGGCGACCGGAGCCCAUCAGAGGACGAGUUCCUGUCCUGUGACUCCAGCAGCGACCGCGGUGAGGGCGACGGGCAGGUGCGCGGCGGGGGCGGCUCCCAGGCUGAGACGGAGCUGCUGAUCGCGGACGAGGCGGGCCGCGCCAUCUCCGAGAAGGAGCGCAUGAAGGACCGCAAGUUCUCGUGGGGCCAGCAGCGCACCAACUCGGAGCGGGUGGACGAGGACGCCGAUGUGGACACCGCCAUGGCCGCCCUGAACCAGCAGCCCACGGACGCGCAGCCGCCGUCACCGCGGUCCACCAGCCCCUGCCGGACACCAGAGCCGGACAACGAGGCCCACAUGCGCAGCGCCUCUCGCCCCUGCAGCCCUGUCCACCACCACGAGGGCCACGCCAAGCUGGCCGGCAGCCCUCCUCGUGCGAGCCCCGUGAGGAUGGGGCCGUCCUACGUGCUCAAGAAAGCCCAGGUACCGAGCGCCGGCAGCCGGCGGCGGAAGGAGCAGCGCUACCGCAGCGUCAUCUCAGACAUCUUCGACGGCUCCAUCCUCAGCCUCGUGCAGUGUCUCACCUGUGACCGGGUGUCCACCACGGUGGAGACAUUCCAGGACCUGUCGCUGCCCAUUCCUGGCAAGGAAGACCUGGCCAAGCUCCACUCGGCCAUCUACCAGAACGUGCCGGCCAAGCCGGGUGCCUGUGGGGACAGCUCCGCUGCCCAGGGCUGGCUGGCCUUUAUCGUGGAGUAUAUCCGACGGUUUGUGGUAUCCUGUACCCCCAGCUGGUUUUGGGGGCCGGUCGUCACCCUGGAAGACUGCCUCGCUGCCUUCUUCGCCGCUGAUGAGCUGAAGGGUGACAACAUGUAUAGCUGUGAACGGUGUAAAAAGCUGCGCAACGGCGUGAAGUACUGUAAGGUCCUGCGGUUGCCAGAGAUCCUGUGCAUUCACCUGAAGCGCUUUCGACACGAGGUGAUGUACUCAUUCAAAAUCAGCAGCCACGUCUCCUUCCCCCUGGAGGGACUUGACCUGCGCCCCUUCCUCGCCAAGGAGUGCACGUCCCAGAUCACCACCUACGACCUCCUCUCGGUCAUCUGCCACCACGGCACGGCAGGCAGCGGCCACUACAUCGCCUACUGCCAGAACGUGAUCAACGGGCAGUGGUAUGAGUUCGACGACCAGUACGUCACCGAGGUUCACGAGACAGUGGUGCAGAACGCCGAGGCCUACGUGCUCUUCUACAGGAAGAGCAGCGAGGAGGCCGUGCGGGAGCGGCAGCAGGUGGUGUCCCUGGCCGCCAUGCGGGAGCCCAGCCUGCUGCGGUUCUACGUGUCCCGGGAAUGGCUCAACAAGUUCAACACCUUCGCCGAGCCGGGGCCCAUCACCAACCAUACCUUCCUCUGCUCCCACGGAGGCAUCCCGCCCAACAGAUACCACUACAUCGACGACCUGGUAGUGAUCCUGCCCCAGAACGUCUGGGAGCACCUCUACAACAGGUUUGGGGGCGGCCCUGCCGUGAACCAUCUGUACGUGUGCUCCAUCUGCCAGGUGGAGAUCGAGGCGCUGGCCAAGCGCAGGCGGAUUGAGAUCGACACCUUCAUCAAGCUGAACAAGGCGUUCCAGGCUGAGGAGUCGCCCAGCGUCAUCUACUGCAUCAGCAUGCAGUGGUUCCGGGAGUGGGAGGCCUUCGUCAAGGGCAAGGGCAACGAGCCCCCCGGGCCCAUUGACAACAGCACGAUCGCUCAAGUCAAAGGAAGCGGCCACAUCCAGCUGAAGCAGGGAGCUGACUACGGGCAGAUCUCAGAGGAGACCUGGGUGUACCUGAAUAACCUGUAUGGCGGCGGCCCCGAGAUCGCCCUCCGCCAGAGUGUGGCCCAGCUUCAGGACCCGGAGAGCUUGCACGGGGAGCAGAAAAUCGAAGCCGAGACCCGGGCCGUGUGACUCAGUGGGCCCGUCUGCCCCCGCCUUUGCCCUCCUCCCUGCGGAGGGGGCGUCUGCACCCGGAAGAGAGGCCGGCCGCUCUGGAAACCCAGAUGUGUAAAGAGGCAGAAAAGUCGUUUUGGUUCACAGUGAGUAAUGCUGCAACUAGGAAAUAUAUCCACUUCAGGCUUGUUAAACGACCGAGGCUCUGCGACGUUAACUCGGGUCUUUGUCUCGGCAGUGCCCUCGUGUCACUGCCGUCGUUGUGUCCCCAAACCUGCCCUCUCGCUGGCUCGGGCCCAGCUUUUGUCCCUGGACCCUCAGUCAGGGGCCGUGGCCUCGGGACAGAGGGUCGGGCAGCGGCUGCCGCUCCCCAGGCGUUUCCCACCGGCGCCUGGUCCAGCAGCUGAGUCACGGGUCGACGGUCAGAGCCGCGAGCGCGGUGGUGAGGGUGCCGCCGCUGGUCCCCGGGCCAGGUCCCCCCGAGGCCCCGCUUCGCACCCACGCCUCCCGGUCGUCUCGGAAGUCUCCUGAGUCCUGGGCGGCUCUUGAUGUGUUUCCUGCAGACUAAUGGCUCCGGACACGUUUGCGAUUGGGACCCGAGGGCGGGGUUGGCUUUCUGUCACUGGGGCUCAUUUCUGGAGGCAGCCGGUCCCCUCGCGCCCUGUGUGGCCGGGCUGGCCCUGUGGGUUGGCUGUCCUUUGCCCCUGCCGGGACCCAGGUGAUGAGACAGAAAUACCUCGCGCUGCUAUGUUUGCCGCUGAUGCAGCUUCCCCGGGGGGCUGACAUUUCUCCCCGACGCCGAGCCGCACAGGGCCCCUGGGCCGGCUCGUACGCGUGGCUCCCGGGGGUGCGUCUGCUGGAUGCUGAGCGAGGCAGGCCACUGCGGGGGCGCUGGGACUCCAAGCACAGCGAAGUGUCACUGAAGCCCCUGGACGAAGCAGCCGUGGCCAGUGCUCACCUCGUCAGGGCCAAAGCGAAUGGGGGGUGGGACGGGCGUCCCGGGACCAAACCCCCCGAUACCGUGGCCUUCAGCUUCCAUAGAAGCAGAUGUCAGUGGAACUUCCAGCAGGCGGUUGGUUCUGGCGGAGCCCCUGAAGCUCUCACGUGUCACUCACUUCUGUGAUCUCGUUUCACCCGGAUCUGUUUCCUUCUCCACCGAGGCAGCAUAAGAUCAAAGAACAAGCCACUGUUGGAAUUUCUGGACAUUUGCCACAGUCCUUUGGAAGUUGCUGCCGCCGCCAGCGGCGACCCCCCCUGCAGAGCCCGGCGGUUGCAUGUUGCACUGUUUGUGACGUAGACUCCGCUGUGCAGGUUGUAAUCUCGCCCCACGUCUGCGCCGUCUAGUUUGUACUCAGAAUGUCAUAAUAAAUAUGUAACGUUC